Macrosiphum euphorbiae (potato aphid) is the source of this 318-nucleotide messenger RNA. Lineage: Eukaryota; Metazoa; Arthropoda; Insecta; Hemiptera; Aphididae. The record is from the annotation of a GenBank genome assembly.
AUGUACGUCAAAACUAUAAUCACAUACGCCGGUCCAGCAUGGGGUGCACUUAUAUCAACUGCAAACUGGAGACGGCUGGAAGCAGUACAAAGCAUAGCCCUCCGAAUAAUCACUGGCUCGCCCUGGUUUGUCCGGAACACCGUCAUUUCAAAAUCCAGCCAAGUUCCAUCGAUCCAAUCAACCAUCACUCAAAAUUCAAAAAACAUGUUCAUCAAACUCCAACAAUUCAACUACAACCACCUACAAAGCAUAGGCAAAAUGAUCGGCCCACCUGAACUCAACAGAAACAGACCCGGUGAACUGACCAGGCGCACUUAA